This is a messenger RNA of Cornus florida, 2134 nucleotides long. Its product is annotated as DNA-directed RNA polymerase III subunit 2-like. Gene Ontology annotation, cellular component: RNA polymerase III complex. Gene Ontology annotation, molecular function: ribonucleoside binding; DNA binding; DNA-directed RNA polymerase activity. Bases 1 to 1563 code for a protein of 520 amino acids. Lineage: Eukaryota; Viridiplantae; Streptophyta; Magnoliopsida; Cornales; Cornaceae. The record is from RefSeq and is a predicted model, not a curated record. The transcript has 19 exons. Gene Ontology annotation, biological process: DNA-templated transcription.
AUGGCCCAAGUGAUUCUGAUACAAGAACAACUUUCAAAGAAUAGAAUAAUUAUCGAUACUAACAACAAGGGGUGUAUACAAGCGUCUGUCACGAGCAGCACAGAGACAAGAAAAAGUAAAACAUCUAUUGUAAUGGAGAAAGAGAAGAUAUAUUUAAAUUUAAAUCAAUUUUCUACAAAGGUUCCUAUUAUGGUGGUCAUGAAGGCUAUGGGUAUGGAGAGUGAUCAAGAGGUUGUGCAGAUGGUUGGAAGAGAUCCUCGAUACAGUGCACUACUUUUGCCAUCUAUUGAGGAAUGUGCAAGCCAUAAUGUAUAUACACAAGAGCAAGCCCUGGAGUUUCUUGAGAAGAAGGUUAAAAAAAUGCCAUUUUUUAAUGCUCUACUUGAAGAGGAAGGCAGAGCUCUGGGUAUCCUACGUGAUGUAUUUAUUGCUAAUGUUCCAGUGCGGCAACAUAAUUUUCGUGCAAAAUGUAUAUAUGUUGCUGUAAUGUUAAGACGUAUGAUGGAAGCAAUCUUAAACAAAGAUGCAAUGGAUGACAAGGACUAUGUUGGGAACAAGCGGUUGGAGCUAUCUGGUCAAUUAUUAUCUCUACUUUUUGAGGAUUUGUUCAAGACGAUGAAUGAUGAAAUCAGGAAGAACAUAGAUCUCAUUCUAGGAAAGCAUCGGUCUAGUCCAUUAGACGUCUCUCAGUAUAUAGUCAAAGACACUAUUACUGUUGGCCUAGAAAGGACCCUUUCUACUGGCAACUUUGAUGUGAAACGGUUCAGGAUGCACAGGAAAGGCAUGACACAGGUUGUAGCUAGGCUAUCUUUUAUGGGGACAUUGGGCCACAUGACAAAGAUCUCGCCGCAAUUUGAGAAGUCUAGGAAAGUUAGUGGACCUAGAGCAUUGCAACCGAGCCAGUGGGGCAUGCUAUGUCCUUGUGAUACUCCAGAAGGUGAAGCUUGUGGAUUGGUGAAAAACUUGGCCUUGAUGACUCAUGUUACAACUGAUGAAGAAGAAGGCCCAUUAAUUUCUUUGUGUUACUGUUUGGGAGUUGAAAAUUUGGAACUACUCUCUGGAGAAGAACUUCAUACGCCAAAUUCAUAUCUGAUUUUAUUGAAUGGGCUUAUUCUUGGCAAGCAUCGGAGGCCACAGUUGCGAAGGGCUGGCAGAAUUGGUGAGUUUGUGAGCAUCUUUGUGAAUGAGAAACAGGUCCUAGAUAAAAUGCAUGCUCGAGGUAGCGGUCCUCGUGUCAUGAUUACUAGGCAACCUACUGAUGGGAGAAGUCGGAAUGGAGGAUUGCGGGUUGGAGAAAUGGAACGCGACUGUUUGAUUGCUUAUGGCACUAGUAUGUUGAUUUUUGAACGCUUAAUGAUUUCCAGUGAUCCUUUUGAGGUUCAGGUUUGCAGAAAGUGUGGUUUGUUAGGAUAUUACAACUAUAAGCUGAAAACUGGCAUUUGUUCGACAUGUAAGAAUGGGGAAAAUAUUUCUACCAUGAAACUGCCCUACGCAUGCAAGCUCUUAUUCCAGGAACUACAAUCAAUGAACAUUGUUCCUCGCUUACAAUUAGCCGAGGCUUGAUCUUUGGGGUUUGCCUGCUCGUACAAACUGAAGCAAAUGGAUGAUGGGCAAGGUGCUGCACGUCCUUCUGAAGUGCAUUGGACAGGACUUCUCUGUGGAAAUAUGAUCAGGAAUAAAUGGUUUUUCAGCAUAAAAGGGCAUUAUAUAGGACUGAGGAGAAAACAAUCAGACUGGCCUAUCCUUGCAAAAUCUGAAGAUUGGUUCAGCAUGAAUUCCAUUUUUGAUGGAUUUGAGGUUUCAAGCUAUAUCGUCAUUCAUUACAUUGAAUUUGCAGCAUAUUGCAAAACAUAAGACACAUCAAGGCUUUUCUAUGCAUUGCAGCUGAGUUGGUUCAAAUGAAUGUAUAACUAGGUAUCCAUUUGUUGGGAUUGUAAAUAAACAAGACUUUGGUUUCAAAUUAUUCAAUUGAAAGAAAAACAGUAUGGAGUCGAAUCAUUUUUUCUCUUCCUAAAAUUUUAGUGCUAUAUUACUCUUCAAAGAAUAUUCUUGGUCGCUUAGAUGGCUCAGAGAAAAGUAUGUUAAGAAUGUAAAUUUUUGGAAUUUAAAUUUAAAAAAUUAUGAUUCUGUUGUU